Pollicipes pollicipes is the source of this 1246-nucleotide messenger RNA. RefSeq names its product irregular chiasm C-roughest protein. NCBI's taxonomy places the organism in Eukaryota, Metazoa, Arthropoda, Thecostraca, Pollicipedomorpha, Pollicipedidae. Gene Ontology annotation, molecular function: cell adhesion molecule binding. Gene Ontology annotation, cellular component: plasma membrane; cell-cell junction. The record is from RefSeq and is a predicted model, not a curated record. The transcript is spliced from 6 exons. Bases 413 to 1246 code for a protein of 277 amino acids. Gene Ontology annotation, biological process: cell-cell adhesion.
CGGAGGAGGCGGGAGGCGCGCGCGAGCUGUCCGAGUGUGGAGCACGGUGCGCUGGUGGGAACGGUGUGCUCUGCUGCUGAGUGGCGAGCCGCCGGUGAGCGUCCCGCGAGCUAGCACGGACGGCGGCGUGAGGAGACAAACUGCGGCUCCCGUUGAUUGCACGCGCAGGAGGUGGUGCGCCGGUGUUGCGCGAGAGCACGAGCGCGCAGUUGGAAGACGAGCGGCGGGGACGGGGCGCGAGCCCGUGGCGCCAGACAGGUGGUGUCGUUGCUGAGGGCCUGCAGUCUGUACAGCUGUGGUGCGGAGAACACGAAAGGCCCACGCGGGUCCGUGAGCUCGCGGCUGCGUGGAGCGAGCUUCUUCAGAGCGCGCCAACACCGGCAUCUCAUCUCGUGUGUCACCACACGGAACGAUGUGGCGGUGGUGCACUGUGCUGGUGCACCUGUGCCUGCUGCACGACUUCAGCGACGCGCUACAGUCGUUUGUGCGCGAGCCCUCCGACCAGUACGUCAGGGAGGGCCAGACGGUGGUGCUCCCGUGCCAGGUGUCGGAGCCAGUCGGCCAGGUACAGUGGACCCGCGACGAGUUCGGCCUGGGCGUCAUACGCGACCUACCCAGCUACCCGCGCUACCAGAUGAUCGGCGAUGACCACGAGGGCAUCUACUCGCUGGAGGUGCAGCGCGCCACGCUGGAGGACGACGCCGUGUUCCAGUGUCAGGUCGGCUCGGCCGCCGGUCAGCAGGGCAUCAGGUCCCGUGACGCGCGCCUGACGAUCCUGGUGCCGCCGGAGCCGCCGCGGGUGAUCCAGGGGGACCAGGUGACGACCGCGGCCGGCCUGGAGGUCCGGCUCCAGUGCGAGAGUCGCGGCGGCCGUCCCCCGGCCGAGAUCGAGUGGUACCGCGGCGACGGCGCGAUCCUCGAGAACGGCACCUCCACCGAGUCGGCGCUGAUGGCCGACGGCAAGCGGAGUGUGGUGCGCUCCACCCUGGUGCUGACGGCGGCGCCGGCCCACCAGGACACGACCGUCACCUGUCGGGCGCACAACGCGGCGCUCACUCGGCCGCAGACGGCCGCCGUUCGGUAUCGCUGGUUCGUGAACGGCGAGCCGCUGCCAGGCCAGACCGACAGCUCCACGACGCUGCGCGCCGUCGGCCGUCACCUGGACAACGCCUCCGUGCUCUGUCAGGUCACCAACGCCGCCGGCACGGGCAGCGGCGCCACCCAGAUAAACGUGCUCUGUGAGUGA